AUGUGCGUUCAGGUCUGUAAGCCGCUCGAAGGACACAGGAAGCGGGUCUCGGUCUUCUUCUUCGGGACCCACCAGAUAGGGCACCUCCCCCCCGAGAACGUGGUCCCGUACGUCGGCAACAAGCUGAAGUACGGCAGCGGCGUCCGAAUCAAAGGCUUCACGGAGGGAAUGUGGGAGAUCCAGAACACGCCGGGGGUCGGGAGCAAAGUCAAGAUUCCGGCACAAACUGCCGCCAAAACGAAACCUGCAAAACCGACUAAAGCUACGCCCGCUAAACCGACUUCAUCAGGAUCCACUCCCGGUAAAUCGGUCCCUGGUCCUGCUGGUCCUCCUGCUGGUCCUGCUGCUGCUAAAACUCCCACAAGAGCUUCGUCCAGGUUGGCUCCGGAGAAAGCGUCCGACUCCAGACUGACUUCUGAACCGGCUCUCACUUCUGACGCUGUAUCCGAGACUUCUGGGAACAGAAGGAGCAGGAGGACCGCCUUAGGGGGGCGGAGUCAGGACACGGCUCCGACCGCCUUAGGGGGGCGGAGUCAGGACACGGCUCCACCGGAGAAUCAGAAGGAGGUGGAUGAAGAGCAACGGAAGGGAAGGACACCUCGACAGCGCCGCCUGGCGGCCAAGAGGGAGAGUCUGUUAAGAUCUCUGAAAGGUCUGCUGAGAGGAGGAAGAGGAAGGAAAAGGACGAUGAAGAACUCCCAGAGGACCGGCGAUGGAGCGAAGAAAAAGGUGGAGGUUAAAAAGACGAGUGUGAGAGAAUCGACCGUCGCCAAGGCGAUGGACAGGAAGUCCGGCGUCAAAGCCGCCGUCUGCAAGAAGGUCAAAGACACGACACAGGUGAGAGGAAGGGAUGAAUAUCACGAGGGGAAGGUGUCCCGCCUCAAGACAGCGGCAGCAGAGAAGAAGACGGAGGUAAAGAAGGAUGGACAGAAGACAAAGAAGACGGACGCGGGUAAAGCGGCAGGCGGCGGGAAGACGAAAGACGGCGGGAAGACGGACGCAGGUGUAACGGCAGGCGGCGGGAAGACGAAAGACGGCGGGAAGACGGACGCAGGUGUAACAGCAGGCGGCGGGAAGACGAGAGAGAGGGAUGAGAAGGUGAAGACGGACGCAGGUGUAUCGACAGAUGUUGGGAAGACGAAGACGGACACGGGUAAAACGAAAGACGGCAGGAAGACAAGGGUGACGACAAACGCGCGGGAAACGACCGACGGCGGGAAGACAAGAGAGAGGGAAGAGAAGGUGAAGACGGACGCGGGUGUAACGACAGGCGGCGAGAAGACGAAGGAAGACAAGACGCAGGCUGUCGGGAAGAAGGGCGAGGGGAAGAAAGACGAAGAAAAGAAGGACGAGAGGAAAAUCAUCGGGAAGAUCGUGAAGGCGACGCCGCGACAGGGAGCGAAGGUUCAGGUGAAGACGAUAAUGGGAGGAGCGGCGGCGGCGGCGGAAGACAGAGGGAGCGCCGCGGAGAGGAAAGACGAAGACAAGCCGGACAAAGGCGCAGCGGGGGACGGGAGGAAGUCGGAGCGAAGGAGAGCGGCGACGGGCGGGAGAAAAGACAAGAACGUGACGGAGGUGGAGAAGGACAGGAAGGACAAGAAGGACGGGACGACGCUGAAAGAGAAAGAAGGCAGGACAGACGCAGAACAGACUGAGGAGAAGACGGACGAGACGAAACAACAGAGGACGGACGAGACGAAACAACAGAGGACGGACGAGACGAAACAACAGAGGACGGACGAGACGAAACAACAGAGGACGGACGAGACGAAACAGAGGACGGACGAGACGAAACAGAGGACGGACGAGACGAAACAGAGGACGGACGAGACGAAACAGAGGACGGACGAGACGAAACAGAGGACGGACGAGACGAAACAGAGGACGGACGAGACGAAACAGAGGACGGACGAGACGAAACAGAGGACGGACGAGACAAAUCAACAGAAGACAAGAAGCGACGAAACGACAGACGCCGUAACCGAGGAGACGUCCAAACCUGAGGACGCACAGGCGGAGAAGACGGGCGCCGGAGAGGACGCCGCGUCAGACGGAGGGAAGGUGGAGCCGCCGGCGGGGGACAAGAAGACCGUUACCAUGACGCUGACCGACUCCACGCUGCACCGAAUCCACGGCGACAUCAGGAUUUCUCUGAAGACCGACAACCCUGACAUCAGUAAGUGUCUGAUGGCGUUGGAUCAGCUGAGUAUGGUUUAUGUGACGUCUAAACACGUGCAGAGGCACAGUGAGCUCGUCGCCACUCUGAGGAAGCUGCGGUUCUACCGGGCGAGCCAGGCCGUCAUGGACAAGGCCUCCAUGUUGUACAACCGGCUGAAGAACUCCUUCCUGGUGGGAGAGGGGGAGGAGGUGUUUCCUGGCAACUCGUCUCAUCUCGCAGCUUCUCCCUUCCAGUGCCUGCAGCUUUGUUUCUGA
This is a messenger RNA of Etheostoma cragini (Arkansas darter), 2433 nucleotides long. RefSeq names its product lens epithelium-derived growth factor-like. Lineage: Eukaryota; Metazoa; Chordata; Actinopteri; Perciformes; Percidae. Gene Ontology annotation, biological process: regulation of transcription by RNA polymerase II. Gene Ontology annotation, molecular function: double-stranded DNA binding; transcription coregulator activity. The record is from RefSeq and is a predicted model, not a curated record. The transcript has 12 exons. Gene Ontology annotation, cellular component: nucleus. Bases 1 to 2433 code for a protein of 810 amino acids.